AUGGAAGAGGUUGAUAGUGCUCUUGUUGACAAUGUCAAAUCGUUUGUGGCUGGAGGUUUUGGAGGUGUUUGUGCAGUUAUGAUAGGGCAUCCGUUCGAUCUCACAAAGGUCCUUCUUCAAACUCAUCAGUACAAGACUUCUAGGGAAGCAAUAAUGGGAACCUUAAAAAGUCAUGGUCCGUUGGGGUUUUAUAAAGGUGUGACGUCACCUUUGUUGGGAGUCACUCCAAUGUUUGCUGUGUCAUUCUGGGGAUAUGAUGUUGGAAAAAGAUUAGUGCAGGCAUUAAGGAAAAAAUCCCCAGAACAACCUCUGAGUAUCCAAGAAAUUAGUGCGGCUGGAUUUUUUAGUGCAAUUCCAACGACGUUAAUUGCGGCGCCAUUCGAAAGAGUGAAGGUUGUGAUGCAGGUCACAAAAUCAGAUAUCUCGUUUCUUUCUACUGUCAGGCAAAUAUAUAGAGAGGGCGGAAUACGAUCCAUUUUUAAAGGUUCGGCAGCCACUUUGACAAGAGAUGGUCCCGGUUCGGCUAUUUAUUUUGCGACGUACGAAUACUUGAAAGAAAAGCUUUCCAAGAAGGGUGAGAUGUCAAUUGGAGCGAUAAGUUUAGCUGGUGGCUGCGCAGGGGUUGCAAUGUGGUCUGCUGUUUUUCCUGUGGAUACUAUAAAGUCAAUGCAACAAUCGUCAACCCUAAAAAUGAGUAUGGCACGGACUGCUAAGAAUAUUUAUCUGAAAAGAGGAAUUGCGGGGUUUUUCCCUGGAAUCGGCCCUGCCUUGGCCAGAAGUUUUCCUGCAAACGCCGCAACGUUCCUCGGUGUAGAAUUUGCAAGAAAAUUUCUGGACUCAGUGCUUUAA
Brettanomyces bruxellensis is the source of this 849-nucleotide messenger RNA. RefSeq lists its product as uncharacterized. The transcript has a single exon. Gene Ontology annotation, cellular component: mitochondrial envelope. The record is from RefSeq and is a predicted model, not a curated record. The coding region runs from base 1 to 849 and encodes 282 amino acids. Lineage: Eukaryota; Fungi; Ascomycota; Pichiomycetes; Pichiales; Pichiaceae. Gene Ontology annotation, molecular function: O-acyl-L-carnitine transmembrane transporter activity. Gene Ontology annotation, biological process: mitochondrial transport; carnitine transmembrane transport.